AUAAAUGUCAAAAUACUUAUUUCUCGGUGUCUUCGACCACGGUGUGAAAUCGAAAUUGUAGAAAUAAUAUUUCCAACCUCUGCCGAUGUAAUACGCCAAUUGUCAAUAACGGCAUAGCCGAAUUAUCUUAGUUCCCUAACUAUUUAUUGAUAUUAACAUUAGUUGAGUGGUUCAGUACAAAAACUAACCAUGCCGCCGAAGAAAGCAAGUGGUGGUGCAGCCAGCAAGAAGACUGAACAAAAAAAGAAGGAGAAAGUAAUUGAAGACAAGACCUUUGGUCUCAAAAACAAGAAAGGUGCCAAGCAACAAAAAUUUAUACAGCAAGUGGAGAAACAAGUAAAAAGCGGUGGUAUUCACCCCGCUCAGCCGGUACAAGAUAAAAAGAAGGAAAAGGAACAGAAACUGAAGGAGCAGAAGGAAUUAGCAGCGCUAUUCAAACCUGUUCAAACACAGAAAGUUGAGAAAGGUACCGACCCGAAAUCUGUUGUAUGUGCAUUCUUCAAGCAAGGUCAAUGUGCUAAGGGUGAUAGAUGUAAAUUCUCACACGAUUUGACUAUAGAAAGAAAGGCUGAAAAGCGAUCACUCUAUGUUGAUAUGCGUGAUGAUGAGGAUAAUAUGGAUAACUGGGAUGAAGACAAACUUAAGGAAGUGGUGGAAAAGAAACACGGCGAGGGCAACAAGCAACGGCCAUCGACUGAUAUUAUUUGCAAGCACUUCCUUGAAGCUGUAGAGAAAUCCAAGUAUGGUUGGUUUUGGGAAUGUCCUGCUGGCACCAAAUGUAUAUACAGGCACGCUUUGCCGCCGGGCUUUGUACUCAAACGGGAUAAGAAGAAAAUGGAGGAGAAGAAGAAUGAGAUAUCUCUUGUCGAUUUAAUAGAGAGGGAGCGAGCGGCUCUAGGUCCCAACCAGACUAAGAUCACUCUGGAAACAUUCUUGGCUUGGAAGAAGAAGAAGAUUAAAGAGAAACAGGAACUGCUCAACAAAGCUGAAGAACAGCGCCGCAGUGACUUCAAAGCGGGCAGGGCGGUUGGUCUCUCCGGCAGGGAGAUGUUCUCGUUCGACCCGGCGUUGGCCGCUGAUGCUGAUGACGACGGAGACGAGGCCUUCGACCUCGGGAAGUACCACGAGGAUGAGGAGGAGAAGGAGGAGUAUAGGAAUAUUGAGCUGGAACUCAUCGGGAUGGAGGCUUGCGAGGUGGACGACUCAGGCACGAAGGCGACGUCAGACAGGCUAGAAAAACUAGGUAAAGAUCUAGAAAAUGGUGAGGAGAAACCAGAGGAAGCGCCCAUGGGCGCUGUGCCCAUCAAUGAGAACCUCUUCCUGGCUGAAGACCUGGACGAGGAGCUGGAAAACUUAGACCUCGAUGAUUAACUUGUAUAGAUAUUGAAUCGUUUAUAAUAAACUUGAUUAUAUAACGUG
Molecule: messenger RNA, 1419 nt
Organism: Zerene cesonia (dogface butterfly)
Lineage: Eukaryota; Metazoa; Arthropoda; Insecta; Lepidoptera; Pieridae
Product: zinc finger CCCH domain-containing protein 15 homolog
Exons: 7
Coding region: 190-1371 (393 amino acids)
Biological process (GO): cytoplasmic translation
Cellular component (GO): cytosol
Molecular function (GO): metal ion binding; mRNA binding
Source: RefSeq, a predicted model, not a curated record